This is a messenger RNA of Nematolebias whitei (Rio pearlfish), 2230 nucleotides long. RefSeq names its product leishmanolysin-like (metallopeptidase M8 family) (gene lmln). Lineage: Eukaryota; Metazoa; Chordata; Actinopteri; Cyprinodontiformes; Rivulidae. Gene Ontology annotation, cellular component: membrane; cytoplasm. Gene Ontology annotation, molecular function: metalloendopeptidase activity. The transcript is spliced from 16 exons. Gene Ontology annotation, biological process: proteolysis; cell adhesion. The record is from RefSeq and is a predicted model, not a curated record. The coding region runs from base 203 to 2194 and encodes 663 amino acids.
GAGCGGCUGUCAGCCAAAGCCUCCCACCAGCGGGUGCUGAUACCAAGAGUUAUUACACUACAUCGACUUUGCAGGAUGGUAACAAGUUCUCGUUUACCUCGCAAGCGAUGAAUGAAACGAGCACGGAGGGGACCGGACCGAGACCGGCGGAGGUUUUGUUGAGUACGGGCUACCGAGCCCCGUUUACCUGGCAGGUCGGAGGAUGGAGCGAAGGCUAAGCGGCGACGGAAAGCCGUGUGUGUCCUGGUUUGUCCUCGGCCUCCUCUCCCUCCUGGCUGUGCCGGCGAGCUGUCACGCUGCCUGCAAACACCGAGUUCCCUCUCCCAGCGAGGUGAUUCAUCAAGUGCACUUGAAGCCUGAUCGCUUAACCAAAAGAAGUUCUGACGAGCUUCAGUUAAAGAUAAAGAUCAUGUACGACAGCAGCGUUGAUCAGCUUUCUGCAGACAAACGGAGACUAGUGAAGGAGAAGCUGUUUCCUCAGGCCAUCGACUACCUGCAAAGGGCUUUCAGUGUUCGGCGCAGGGUUGGACCUGUGCUGCUCAGCAGACAAUGUGCGACCAAUCAGUACAUGAGGAAGAGAGGUGACCCUCACCGCUACUGCCAGGAGGCGUGUGCAGACGUCACCCGGUGUGGCCCCAUUACUGUACCACCGCACCACCUGCAGCAAUGCAAGGUAUGCAGUGACUCUGGAAAGUCGUGUGGCCCCGUAGGACCCCCAGACGGCUCUGGGGUGGAGGGGUCUGACUUUGUGCUCUAUGUGAGCGGCAUCACCACAGAGCGAUGUGGACAGGAGAACAUCGUGGCCUACGCUGCCUACUGCCAGCUGGAGGCAGAGCUGGACAGGCCCAUAGCAGGGUAUGCCAACCUGUGUCCUGCUAUGAUCUCCUCUCAGCCUCAGGAGUUUGAAGGGAUGCUCUCCACAGUGAAACAUGAGAUCAUCCAUGCUCUGGGGUUUUCAGCUGGCCUGUUUGCUUUCUACCAUGACGAUGAGGGUAAACCUCUGACCCCUCGCUUUGCCAGUGGCCUGCCUGCCUUCAAUGAGAGUCUGGGUCUGUACCAGUGGAGCGAGGCGGUGAUCCGGAGAGUCAGCAGACUGUGGGACAUCAGAGGAGGACAGAUGGUCCGUCACCACGUGCACAUCCUGGUCACUCCUCGGGUCGUGGAGGAGGCGAGGAGACACUUUAACUGUCCCAUCUUGGAGGGGAUGGAGCUGGAGAACCAGGGAGGAACGGGAACUGAACUCAAUCACUGGGAGAAGAGACUGCUGGAGAACGAGGCCAUGACGGGCUCCCACACCCAGAACAGGGUGUUUUCUCGCCUCACGCUGGCCAUCAUGGAGGACAGCGGCUGGUACUGGGCCAACUACAGCCUGGCUCAGAGGCUGGACUGGGGCCGAGGCCUCGGAUGUGACUUCGUCAUGAAAAGCUGCAAGUUCUGGAUGGACAAACAGAGACAGAGGCGACACCCUGUGACGCCGUACUGUGACACGGUGCGAGCCUCUCCUCUGCAGCUCACCUGCAGACAGGACCAGCUGGCUGUAGCUGUCUGCAACCUGCAGAAGUACCCGCAGGAGCUCCAGCUGGAGUACCAGUAUUUUGAUCAGAUUCCGGACGUGGAUGCUGAUCAGCUGUCUUUCUUCGGGGGUGCCAUUGAGAUCGCUGAUUACUGCCCCUUCAGCCAGGAGUUCAGCUGGCACCUCAGUGGAGAGUACCAGAGAAAUUCAUAUUGCAGAGUGUCUGAGAACCAGCCAGACUGGUGGAGGAAUUAUGGAGCAGAGCAGUAUGGACCGGACUCUGUGUGUUUGUACCAGAAGUCGGCCUUCGUUAUGGAGCAGUGCACCCGGAAGAUGACGUACCCGGACUGGGGCUCAGGCUGCUACAAGGUGUCGUGCUCCGCCCAGGGCCUAACGGUGCACGUUCAGGACCGCUCCUUCCACUGCACUAGAAAGGGUCAGCUGCUGAGUGUCAGUGUCCGAGUCAGCGACUGGGUUUACAACGGAGUCCUGAUUUGUCCCGCCUGCACAGACUUCUGCGAUGACUGCCCUCUGCCCCACCAGCUGCUGCCCAUUAACACCACAAGGAGCAACCCUAUCGAUCCCUGCUCCAGUUCUCCAGGUCUGGCCAUCACUCUGUGGCUCCUUCUGCUCAACCUGCUUCCUCUGGUGGCUGGACUGUUGCUCUGCCACUACAGCUGAUAACACGCACACACACGCACACACACACACACACAC